UGAGUGCAGUAGGCCUAACUUAUUGAGGUUACACGAUUCGUGAAUCAAUUUAAAUAAUUCUGUUUACUUUACAGGCUACCUACUUGUAAUUUCAAUUUCACUCAAAAUAGAGUUUAUUAAACAAGUUAGAUCAAAUUUAAUUUUAAAAGAAUUAAUGAUAAACGAUCUGUUGAGGUUAUGUCGAAAUCCAUUUUGAAACAAUCCCUUGAACUUUUUGGGGAUUCAUCAGCAGAUAGUGGAGCUAAAAAGAGCAAACCAGAUCUGAAAAAGACUCAAAAAUCUUCACAAGGAAAUAAUUUGAAUUUUAACAAGGGAUUGUCCUUGAAGAAAACAAAAUCAGUUAAAACUAUUGACCAGAUCCGUAAACAGUACAAUAAAAGAAAGGACCACACAAAGGACAAUCUCCGAAAGUUGGGAGCAUUGAGUAAAAACAAAGUUAAUAAGGAGAAAACCACAUCGAUUUUCAAAAGAGGCAGCCGCUGUAAGGAAGAACCUGAAAUGGUGGAAAGCGUUCAAGGAACUGUGUUUACAGAAGAAGACUUUGCAAUGUUUGAACGGGAAUACGUUGUAGACUAGAGUGAGUUAAUGAACUUUUAGAAGGAACUGCGUUCUGAAGAAGACAUGAUUUAACAAGAAUA
Macrosteles quadrilineatus (aster leafhopper) is the source of this 638-nucleotide messenger RNA. RefSeq names its product active regulator of SIRT1-like. Gene Ontology annotation, cellular component: nucleolus. The transcript has 3 exons. Lineage: Eukaryota; Metazoa; Arthropoda; Insecta; Hemiptera; Cicadellidae. The record is from RefSeq and is a predicted model, not a curated record. The coding region runs from base 178 to 576 and encodes 132 amino acids. Gene Ontology annotation, molecular function: enzyme binding.